This is a messenger RNA of Wallemia mellicola CBS 633.66, 261 nucleotides long. RefSeq lists its product as hypothetical. Bases 1 to 261 code for a protein of 86 amino acids. NCBI's taxonomy places the organism in Eukaryota, Fungi, Basidiomycota, Wallemiomycetes, Wallemiales, Wallemiaceae. The transcript has 2 exons. The record is from RefSeq and is a predicted model, not a curated record.
AUGAGCCUCGGUAGGCUUAAGCGCAUAUAUGAGGAUGGGCAUAAGAAGGUGCAUCCGUUGCACGUCUGCUUGGGAUUAUUCAGUUGCUUACUCACUACUAUCGGUAUCUGCUCCGUCGUUGCGGACAGCGAGGGAUUGGAUAUAGGACCACACUCGUAUAAAGCUGGGAUAGUUGCACUCAUAGCCGCUGCUUUCCUCUGGUUUGGAAAUGGCUACUUAAUAUGCACGCAUUAUUUUGGCAAUGACAGAGUAUCUAUUUAG